AUGAAUGCGCCUAGUGAAGAAAAGGACUGGAAAUUUAAAACCUGCUCGCAGGAUUUACACGAUUCUCCUUUAGCUUACUUCGUUUGUCCCUGUUUUGAAAACUUAGAAGAAUCCACACUCAAGGAACAGGUCAUCAUGGCGGAGAAGCGGAAGCUCCUUGCCGAGAUUGAUAAAUGCUUCAAAAAGAUCGAUGAGGGUGUAGAACUGUUUGAAGAAACGAUGAUGAAAAUGCAAGAGGCAAACAGUGAUAAUCAGCGAGAGAAAUAUCAGGAUGAUUUGAAAAAAGAGAUUAAAAAGUUGCAACGGUUGAGAGAUCAAGUAAAGGGCUGGCAGAAUUGUUCGGAGAUAAAAGAUAAGGAUAAGUUGACGUAUUAUCGUAAAGUGAUAGAGCAACGAAUGGAGCAAUUCAAAGACAUAGAGCGAGAGAACAAAACGAAGCCGCAUAGCAAGCAGGGCCUGUGUGCGGAGGAGAAAUUAGACCCACGAGAGAAAGAAAAAGUUGACACAAUAGAAUGGCUGCAGAGUCAAAUCCGUGAGCUUGGCGAUGAGGCGGAUCGCACAGAAUCACAAAUUGAGUCGUUAUCUUCUGUGGAUGCGGGAAAACGACGCGGCAAGAAGGAAGAAGGAAAGAAAGGCGAGAAAGAGAAGCGCAUGGAGGAGCUGAAGCGACAUCUUGAGCGAAUGAAGUUCCAUAUCGGCAAAUUAGAGGUUUGUAUGAGGAUGGUUAACAACGAGUCCUUGGAGUCAAAGCGCGUUAUGGAAGUACUCAAAGAUCCUUUGGAAAUGUAUAUAGAUGCGCUUGUUGAUCCAGACUAUGAUGGCGAUACGGAUCACUUGGAGACUCUCGAUCCAGAAGACGCGUAUGAGGAACUGAACUUGUUAGCGUUGAGUGCUCAAAUAGGUGGUAUACAAGUUGGUCCACUGGACGACGAAAAGGAGAAUGGUCAUGACAACGGAUCUGCAAAUGAGGGAUCAGGAGCUGACGAUGGAAAUUCUCGAACUAGCGGUGGAUCUCGACAUGGAAGCCAAGACACGCCAGCUAGUCCGGCUCCACGUAGGACGGUCGCGGCAGCAUCUGUUCCAGUUACUCCAGCAAAAGAUGGAUCCGUUGAAGCGACUCCACUAGGGUCGCUAACCGGAGUGAACCAAGCCACGCCGCCACCACCUCCGCCUGGUAUUCCGUACAACAGCGUUGCUGCUGGGCGCAUAGCGGCGUCGUCGUCUUCAACAAACACCAGUAGCCCGGUGACGUCUCCUGCAGCUAACGUCGUCAAUGCGAAAACUACGGUUAUAGCAACGAGACCGAGCGCGAACAACAGUGGUGCAGUUCAACUUGUUCAACUGGUCACGUCCACUUCAACACAACCGAACUCCACGUCAGCCCAAGACGAUGACGCCGGAUCAACAAUUUCAAGCCAGAAUGAAGCAUCAGCAGCUUUGAGUGCGGACGGAAGCACGACGUCUGCUGCAAUGGCAGACGUCGUGGAAGGAGCGCAGAGAAUAGGCGAAUCUGGCGGUUCUCGUCGUUCUGGAGACGUUGGACUUGACGCUGCGGAUGAUCCUCUACGGGUACUACGUUUGUCACAGCAAAAUCAGCAGCCACAGAACACGGAACCGCAACGAGCUCACAUUCCUGCAUGGCUUGGUGCUUCACCCUUAGGCCGCAUACAAACUACGAGCGAGAUGGAAAUGCAAUUAGCCGCAUUAGAAGCUUCACUUGCACGAACUCCUUUACCCAUGGACAGUGAACGGCCGCGAACAUACUUGCCGAAGAUACCAUGUCCGUGCGCGUCGUACUACCCACAGGUAUCGGCGCAAAACGUUGACACUCUUGAGUACUACUUGAGGCUCAGCCCAGAAACGCUAUUUUUCAUUUUUUACUAUAUGGAGGGCACGAGAGCGCAAUUAUUAGCAGCAAAAGCGUUGAAAAAGCUGUCAUGGCGCUUUCACACAAAGUAUCUCACGUGGUUUCAACGGCAUGAAGAACCGAAGCAAAUAACGGACGAUUUUGAACAGGGCACUUACGUGUACUUCGAUUAUGAGAAACAAGGAUUUCGAGUGAAGCCGGGGCAAGUCUUGCUGUCAUGGGUUCCGUUGUACAAUACCUCGUUCUCGUCCUUUGUUAUCUCCAAUCUUUCUCAUCGCGUUGUCAUCUCGAAAUCGUGUUCUCCCCGGAACAUCGUCAUCAUCUCCAGUGUGCUAUCAUCAUCCAGUGCUGGCCGUUCAUCUCAUCUCUAACUAGUGAUUUGUUUUUUUCUUCGCUCUCAUAACGCAUCUUAGUAUUUUCUUCUCAUCAACUGGUCAUUUUCGUUUCUGACUCUAUUAGUCCUUUGGAGCAGUAUUCACGGUGUUGGGGUGUUUUUCGUUCUCGCCUUUAGUUUAGCUGUAUCUUAGUUUAGUUUUCUAAUUGUAUUCCACUAGCGAUUCCUAAGUGUAAGUGAUGGGCACCACUUGCUUGGUGUGGGAGAGCCGCGGGAUGUCUCUUUUCCGUUUUUGGAAAAUAUGAGAUGUACGGUUGUAGGAUGUUAGGUGACUCAAGCGUUUCAGGUAUUAGUUUAGGGCGAGGGUAAGCGAGACGUCUGUUUGUAGUUGGGUUUCGUCCCCUUGGGUUUUUUUCCUUCUCUCUCAUUGUGAUUUUGAAUAAGGCAGCUUAUUCGGCUUCAUUCUAUUCCCCAUCACCUGCCCGACACUAGACGAAUGGCAUGAACAUGUCCUCACCCUGUUGAACUGCGCGUUUUUAGCAAAGCUCGGUUUUCCCUUCUUCUUCUUUUCAGUCCCAAUUUGUAUGUAGUCUCUCCCUACGGUUCACAGUAAGAUCUUCUCCUGUGAUUUUUCGUUGCUCUAUGUUUUUUCAAAUGAAUCCCCUCUCGUGAUCGAAGUUCUAUCUUCUUACCUGUAGUGCAAGUUUCUACGUCUCAUUGCCUUUUCCCAGCAGCAAGCUGAUGGUGAGACGUAUGACUCUGUCAUCUUUUUGUCACCUAGCUCUCUUCCGUACAAACAACACUUUCGAGAUGAGGCAAACGUCGCUAUCACGAACCUCUGGCUGCAUGCGAUCCUCACUUUACAAAUGCUAUAUCCAUCCUCCUCCUCUUCAACUUGAUUCUUCCUUGUUACCAGUUUCUAUUGGAGAUUUUUAUUUGUAAAAAUAAAACUUCUUAUUGUUCCAUGUGUGAUGUGCGUGU
Cylicocyclus nassatus is the source of this 3182-nucleotide messenger RNA. The record is from the annotation of a GenBank genome assembly. Lineage: Eukaryota; Metazoa; Nematoda; Chromadorea; Rhabditida; Strongylidae.